AUGACGACUUCACGUGCCCCGUCGCAUGCGGGCAGCGACCCAGAAAACAAGCCAUCUUUCCUGCGCAAUGCAUCCAACAAGGCCUCAGAGUACCAUGCGCAGAUUCCGUACCUCAGACGACUUCCCUUCGCGGUGAUCUCCAUCAUCAUCACGCUUAUCUUCGUCAACCUGCUUGUUUGGGCGGCGGUUGGCGUUGUCCUGCACUGGCAUACGCCCCUCAUUUCCACGGCAGUACUGUCAUAUACGCUAGGAUUGCGCCAUGCCCUGGAUGCCGAUCACAUCUCGGCUAUUGAUCUAAUGACUCGCCGUCUCAUAGCGUCAAAUCAACGACCAGUUACCGUGGGAAUGUUCUUCAGCCUCGGACAUUCGACUGUAGUCAUCGCCACUUCUCUUGUAGUUGCAGGUACUGCUGCAGCUGUACGAGACAAGUUUGACAAUUUCGAGCGCGUUGGCGGCAUCAUCGGAACUUCAGUAUCUGCAGCCUUUCUUCUCCUCCUCGGACUCAUGAAUGUCUACAUUCUGUACAAGCUUAUAGUACAGAUGCGAAAGAUGAUUGCAAGUGAACCUGGGAAAGAACACGAAGAGUUCAAAAUCCAGGGCGGUGGAUGUCUAUUUCCAGUUUUGCAGAAGCUGUUCAAGUUGGUCGACCGGCCAUGGAAGAUGUAUCCACUGGGUGUUAUGUUCGGUCUCGGCUUCGACACGUCAUCUGAGAUUGCCAUUCUAGGAAUCAGCUCGAUUCAAGCAACGAAGGGAACAUCAAUAUGGCUUAUCCUAAUCUUUCCCCUUUUAUUCACGGCUGGCAUGUGUCUUUUGGAUACGACUGACGGUGCGCUGAUGAUGAGCUUGUACACGAGUACCCAGCUUGCGCGCGACCCAAUCGCAAUUUGCUACUAUAGCAUCGUGCUCACAGUCAUUACAGUCAUCGUCGCGAUCAUCAUCGGGACAGUGCAGUUUCUCAACCUCGUGCUCAAUGUCGCUUCGCCCGAAGGCAAGUUCUGGGACGGCGUCGAGAAACUGGGUGAUGCAUGGGACAUAGUCGGUGGGGCGAUUUGCGGUACCUUUAUCGUGUUCGGUGGUCUGAGCGUCCUGUUGUAUAAGCCCUGGAGACGACGCAUCGACAAGAAGAGAGUUAGCAACGCGCACUUUGAGCCGUUGUCUCAAGACCAGGAGGCCAUGGGGCCAAGUGAGGAGGACGACGUACCCGGACCAGAUACCGCGCAUACCAAAGAUGUGAAUGUGACUGUCGAGCCUAUCGAGGCUACUAAUGUUGCUGGUCCUGCGCAUCGAUAA
Messenger RNA from Exserohilum turcica Et28A, 1290 nucleotides. RefSeq lists its product as uncharacterized. The record is from RefSeq and is a predicted model, not a curated record. Gene Ontology annotation, molecular function: nickel cation transmembrane transporter activity. Gene Ontology annotation, biological process: nickel cation transmembrane transport. The transcript has 3 exons. Lineage: Eukaryota; Fungi; Ascomycota; Dothideomycetes; Pleosporales; Pleosporaceae. Bases 1 to 1290 code for a protein of 429 amino acids. Gene Ontology annotation, cellular component: plasma membrane.